Messenger RNA from Megachile rotundata (alfalfa leafcutting bee), 2141 nucleotides. RefSeq names its product mitochondrial ribosomal protein S31 (gene mRpS31). Gene Ontology annotation, molecular function: structural constituent of ribosome. Gene Ontology annotation, cellular component: mitochondrial small ribosomal subunit. The record is from RefSeq and is a predicted model, not a curated record. NCBI's taxonomy places the organism in Eukaryota, Metazoa, Arthropoda, Insecta, Hymenoptera, Megachilidae.
AGAACUGGGCGAAUACUCAUAUCUUUCGUUGAAUGGAGAUUACUAUAAGUCUUUACGUAGCAUGAUAGUAUUUAUAAUAGCAAUAGUAUUAUCAACAGUAACAAAAUGUUAACUUUACAUCUUUUUUCAAGGCAUAUCAAAACACAAAAUAGGUUGCCAAUAAAAUGGUUAAAUGUUACGUUUAAUAUAAUAAAGGUAAAUUCAUCUAGUUCAUCUUCAGAUUCAGAUUCUGAUACUGAAUCUCCUAACAAAAAUACAUUGAUUAAUAAAGAUGAUACUACAGAGAGUACCAGUUUGAAACUUGCAGAUUACCUACAUGCCAAAAAUAAAAAAGACAAAAAACAAGAAAUUGAAAAACGAUUAUCCAAAAUAGCCGAUGUACUUUCAAAAACACCAAGUGAAAAGGAUAAAGAGCAAAUUCUCUCUAAUCUAUUAAAUGCUAUUUCAUUAGAAAUCGGUGAAAAAAACGAUGAAGUCAAUGACAGACCAUCUAUAAUUAAACAGAUACAAAGUGAUCAUCAAAAAUUAAGGAAUACUCAAAUUUCACUUGAGAAACAAAUACAAAAUGAAUCAUCUACAAUUAGGCACAUACAACAAUCAAAGGAUAUUGAGAAUUCAUUUAUAAAAGGAACACAGCUAUCUAUGAUUAAACAGAUAGGAAGUGAACAACAAAAAUUCAGAAAUAUUGAGAGUGAAUCUAGAACAAAAAUAGAAGAACCAUCUAUAAUCAAGCAGUUACAAAGUAAACAAAAAAAAUCGAGAAGUAAUGAAAGUCAACCUAGCAAAAGAAUGGAAAGACUAUCUAUAAUUCAGCAGAUACAAAGUGAACAACAAAAGUUAGAAAAUAUUGAGAGUCAACGUAGAACAAAAAGGGAAGAACCUUCUAUAAUUAAGCAGUUACAAAGUGAAAAAAAGAAAUUAGGAAAUAUUGAGAGUCCACGUAGAAUAAAAAUGGAAGAACUUUCUAUAAUUAAGCAGUUACGAAGUGAACAACAGAAGUCAGAAAAUAUUGAGAGUCAACGUAGAACAAAAAUGGAAGAAGAACCUUCUAUAAUUAAGCAGUUACAAAGUAAACAACAGAAGUCAGAAAAUAUUGAGAGUCAACAUAGAACAAUAAGGGAAGAAGAACCUUCUAUAAUUAAGCAGUUACAAAGUGAACAACAGAAGUCAGAAAAUAUUGAGAGUCCACGUAGAAUAAAAAUGGAAGAACUUUCUAUAAUUAAGCAGUUACAAAGUGAAAAAAAGAAAUUAGGAAAUAUUGAGAGUCCACGUAGAAUAAAAAUGGAAGAACUUUCUAUAAUUAAGCAGUUACAAAGUGAACAACAGAAGUCAGAAAAUAUUGAGAGUCAACGUAGAACAAAAAUGGAAGAAGAACCUUCUAUAAUUAAGCAGUUACAGAGUGAACAACAGAAGUCAGAAAAUAUUGAGAGUCAACGUAGAAUAAAAAGGGAAGAACCUUCUAUAAUUAAGCAGUUACAAAGUGAACAACAAAGUAGAGAGAAUGGUAAGAAUACAUCUAGAAAUCGAAUGUACGAAGAACCAUCUGUAAUUAUGGAAUUAAAAAGUAAACAAGAAAAAUUAAAUACUACUAAAAACCAUGAUCAAACCAAUGGUGCACUGCACCUUGAAGCAUCUAUACUUCGGAAACUAAAAAUCCAACGUAAGGCUAGAGUUCAGGAUAUCCCGGUACAAGAAGAGCGGUCUUUCAAUUUUGAGACAAUUUUUACCAAUGAGUUAACGGAAGUUCCGCCAGAACUUAAAACAUGGAAUAUGUGUGAAGAGGCCCACCUGCAGUUGUUGUUGGUGAAUAAGUCUCAGAAUGCAUUUCAGGAAUUAAUUAAAUGGACUGAAGAAGGGAAGCUAUGGCGAUUUCCUAUUGACAAUGAACAAGGAUUGGAAACAGAAAAAGAUGUACAUUUUUCAAAACAUGUAUUUUUGGAACAACAUUUGGUAGGAUGGUGUCCUACUAAAGGCCCAAUACGACAUUUUAUGGAACUAGUAUGUGUUGGUCUUUCAAAAAAUCCAUAUUUGACCGUUCAAGAAAAAACAGAUCAUAUAAUGUGGUAUAAAGACUACUUUGGAAGCAAACAGGAUCUGUUACAAAAAUUAGGACUUGUAGAAUAAAAAUUAUUAAAAUAUGA